CAGAGGACGGAUGGGCGAACUGUGAGUAGUUUUGUUAUCUACCCAGAUGGUUACCCGGGAGAUGUGACAACAGAGGACGGAUGGUGGACGGUUAUUCAACAGCGACAAGACAACUCAACUGAUUUCUACAGGACUUGGGUCGAGUACAAACAGGGAUUUGGUGAACCUGGUAAAAUCAUUGGAUAGUACAGGAACACAGUUACCACUGAUACACAUAGAUGUCUUAUCACAGGAGAACUUCACGGUCCACAUGGAUGGUGCUUGGUGUAGUUACGAGAAGACUGGGGAGAUUGGUUUCAGUAUGGUCCUUUACCUGGCGUUAAUGUGUGUUGUUUUUCCCUCCAUAUCUGUCUCCCAAAAAAGCAAUGCACAGAACGAAAUAGUAAGAUUGGUGGACGGUAAAAACCCAUAUGAAGGGCGGGUUGAAAUCUCCCAUUCUGGUAUCUGGGGGACCAUCUGUGACGAUAAAUGGACGGACAGAGAAGCCGGGGUCAUAUGUCACAUGAUAGGGGCAAUGAGAGAAAAUGCCUCAGUUAGGAAAUUUUCAAAGUUUGGAAAUGGUGUCGGAAGCAUAUGGCUUGAUGAAGUCUCUUGCAUCGGGAAUGAAACGUCCAUCGUAGAUUGUUCUCAUACAAUGUGGGGAAUCAAUGACUGCACUCAUGCGGAGGACGUCGGCGUCAUUUGUGUCCCUCACAGUGACACAACCAUCAAUCCUUCUCCCGUGACGACACUUCCAAAAUUUUAUGUCGCUCCGCAGGAAAAUAUAGUUCCUUGGGGACACUCUUUCCAGCUGAUUUGUUUUACACCAUCAGAUAAUAUUCCGACAUCAUAUGGUCAAAUAGUAUGGUGCAAAAAUGAUGUUAUAUUCUUCAACCAAUCCACGGAAUCACACAACUCCACCAGCCAAUGGACUUACAGUGUUGACCACGCCUUAUCAAUACAUACAGCUACUUAUACAUGUGGAUUUGAACAAUGUCAAAAGUCAUUGGCAACCGUAGAAGUCACAGAGAUUCCAGAGAAUGAAUGCAAACUGGUCCAGGUCCAGAGACCAGAUUGUGAAAUGGACAAAAUAAACGAAGUUGGAGCAGAGAUUAAUCUCCUCGCUGAAGGAAUGACAAAACCCAGUGACAUUCAUCACGUGAUCAAGACGGCGUUACCAAAAAUAGCCGCCGUUGUUAAGGACGGUAUAACAAAUGCUCAGAGCUUGGACAGAACAGUGGACAUUAUACACAAAAUGGCUACCAAAGCAGAAGCCUCAAACGUGACAUUGCAUCCCAAGACGUUUGUGACAUUAGUGGAUCACUUAUUGUCUACCAAUCGGACCACUGCCUGGCAGAACAAAUCCACACCGGUUGAAUCCAGUGUUAAUAAGAUAUUACAAGCUGUGUCGACCUUUGGUAAUGUAGUAGCGAAGACGGUCACGCUAAAUGAAAACGUAACGUUCACUACGGAUAAUUUUGUUAUGACGGUAGCCAGGGAGACUAGGGACAAAAGCAUUCAAUUCCCGGAAGAGGAGGAGUCUGAUGGGACAUAUUUAGUGCUCCCCCCACAACUACAAAUCAACCAAUCAGAUUUCAGCUACGUAGCUACUAAAUUCAAGUCAAUUUCAGAAAUUCUCUCUGGAGGUGCAACUUCAAUCAAUACUAUGGUGGACGAUUCGGUAGUUUCUGAUGUCCUGGCCUUGUCUCUAAAUGGGGAGAAACAACACUUCAAUCUAAAACCGGGACUACAUCUGAGUUUCACCCAUCCUAAACACGCAAGAAAGAGUUUCUUCCAUCUUAAACACGAUAUGACUAAAGCUGGUACUGAAUGCGUGUACUGGAAUGCAAAUAAAACGAAAGGAAGUCAUUGGUCAACAGAAGGUUGUGUAGCAACCAGACCAGGGGAGAACGUAACAGACUGCUUGUGUGACCAUCUGACUAAUUUUGCGGUACUUGCAAGGCCAUACCAAAAGGAAACAGACGAACCAGAGGCCCUGAAGUGGAUUUCUCUGAUUGGAUGCUGUAUUUCUGUCUUUUUCUGUGUCAUCACUGUUGUUAUUUUUCUAGUGCUUUGGAGAUUCAUCAGAUCUGACAUGAAUUUACUGGUCAUUCAUCUGUGUUUGAGUAUCGCCCUGGCCUACACGCUGUUUGUUGCCGGCGUGGAAAGGACAGAAAAUAAGGUCACGUGUUUGAUUAUCACAGUGUUUCUACAGUACCUAUUCCUAGUUGUCUUCUGCCUCAUGUUGGACAUCGGGAUAUACUAUUUUGUACACGUGACCCUUGUAAAAAUAUCCUUUCUCAGUGCCAACAGAUUUACAUCCAAAUCCAGGAAGACCCUAUUCCUUCUCAUUGCUUACGGUCUUCCCGCUGUUAUUACUGGCAUCACAUUAAGUCUGACGUACCCAUCUAACUACCAUCCUAAAAAUAUAUGCUGGUUAUCGUAUGACACUGGUGCUCUUUAUGGAUUUCUAGUUCCUGUUGCGUUUGUUGUUUUGAUAAAUUUCAUCAUCGUAAUUACCUUGGUCGUUACAAUGUAUUCAACACAACUGGCGUCCACCGGCACCAUCAGACGGAAAGCAGUAAUGGGUAUCCGCAGUAUAUCGACAUUACUUCCGGUUAUGGGAAUCACUUGGUUAUUUGGCUUUCUUUCCAUCAGUGAAGAUGUUAUCGUAUUUCAGUACAUAUUUGCAAUCCUGAAUUCUCUACAGGGAUUUUUCAUAUUUUUAUCAAAUUGUGUUUUCAAUAAAAAGGUCAUUGAAAUAAUAACAAGAAAAUCUCCAAAACAGUCCACAAUAACACACAGCUCACAAGACAAGAUGUCCUUUGUUGCAAACAGUGAAGUUGGAGAUGAGAUUUUAAAUGAGAUAACCAAAAAGCUAUCAGUUAAGAAAAGUGGCAGAAUCAAAGCACAGAACAGAUCUCUAUAUAAUUAACAUCUGCAGUGUUAAUCAUGAGUUGUUAGAGAGAAUGCAUCAGUUUUCAGAACUGCCAAUGCAAUAAACAAAGCAUAAUAUUAUCAAUGGACUUGUAAAUAUUCUGUCUUUACAUUUAUUUUUCUGUGACAUGUAUACAUCAUUGUUGUGAUUUAUUCUUGUUUUUAAAAAAAAUGUGUAUCAAA
This is a messenger RNA of Saccostrea echinata, 3099 nucleotides long. RefSeq names its product adhesion G protein-coupled receptor L4-like. Gene Ontology annotation, molecular function: G protein-coupled receptor activity. Lineage: Eukaryota; Metazoa; Mollusca; Bivalvia; Ostreida; Ostreidae. The record is from RefSeq and is a predicted model, not a curated record. Gene Ontology annotation, biological process: adenylate cyclase-activating G protein-coupled receptor signaling pathway; cell surface receptor signaling pathway. The transcript has 29 exons. Gene Ontology annotation, cellular component: membrane. The coding region runs from base 251 to 2914 and encodes 887 amino acids.